Messenger RNA from Funneliformis geosporum, 395 nucleotides. The record is from the annotation of a GenBank genome assembly. Lineage: Eukaryota; Fungi; Glomeromycota; Glomeromycetes; Glomerales; Glomeraceae.
AUGGCAUAUAACCUCUUCCCAGAAAAAUUUAUAUUUGAUCCAAAUGAUGCUGAUAUUACCCAAACAGAAAAGAAAGGUCUAUAUCUGACUGUAUUGAAGGAUUUAUUUAAUAAGAGGUUGAAUCUUAAAGAUUUAAAGCAAAAAGCUUUGAAAGUGUAUAUGAACACUUUUUAUGAAGAAGCUGAAAACUCACUAUCUCCAAUCUUUCUUCGCGAAUUAGCCUGUAGAACUACUAUAGCGGAAAAAUACAACCUUAAUCUUAUUGCCGAAUUUAUAUCAAAGAAAGGGUUUGAUAUAAAAUAUAGGAAUACCGAUUCUUUGUAUCUCACCUGCCCAGAUAGGUAUUAUAAGAAAUGUGAUGAAUCCUUCUCCAGAAAAGAACUUUCUAAAGAAGC